This is a messenger RNA of Dromaius novaehollandiae (emu), 1698 nucleotides long. RefSeq names its product butyrophilin subfamily 1 member A1-like. Lineage: Eukaryota; Metazoa; Chordata; Aves; Casuariiformes; Dromaiidae. Gene Ontology annotation, biological process: protein ubiquitination. Gene Ontology annotation, molecular function: ubiquitin protein ligase activity; protein binding. Bases 1 to 1005 code for a protein of 334 amino acids. The record is from RefSeq and is a predicted model, not a curated record. The transcript is spliced from 11 exons. Gene Ontology annotation, cellular component: cytoplasm.
AUGGGCAUGAGAGAAGGGAGAAAGGUGGUGUGGGGGAAGCAUGAAUUCUGCGCUCAGGUGAAGGAGGAAAAUGACCGCCUGCUGGAAGAGCACACUCAGGUGAAGGAGGAAAAUGGCAAGGAGCCCAUAGUUGUGAGCAUUAGUGGAGCUGCUGCCCAUGCAGAGGCUGCCCAGUGGAGGUCUUUGUCUGCAGUUGCAACCUGCCCGGCAGGCUUGUGUGCGGAAAAAGAGCACGUGGGCAGGAGGCAGAGAGGGCCGGAUGGCAGAAGCAAAAGGAGGUGCGAGGGAAGGAAGGAACAAAGUGCCUUUUCCUUUGCUUUUCUAGCUCAGGUGAAGGAGGAAAAUGGCCAACUGCAAGGCCAGCUAGGGGGAGCUGAAGAGAAGAUAGAUCGCCUGCUGGAAGAGCACAAGUUUUUGAACAUACAGCGUCACAAAGUGGAUGUGUGCCUGGAUGCUGACACAGCUCAUCCAAGGCUGGAGGUGUCUGAAGAUGGGGAGAGAGUGACAGACACUGGCACUAUCAGAAGUGUGCCCAGGACAGAGAAGAGAUUUGAUUCCCACACUUUCCUUUUGGCCAAGGAAGGAUACACAUCUGGGAAACACUAUUGGGAAGUGGAUGUUGGAAAGAGAAGAAACUGGGAUGUGGGCAUUGCCCGGGAGCCUGUGGCUCGCAAAGGGACAUUGACUCUGUCUCCUAAGAAUGGCUUCUGGGUCAUAGGGUUAGCAGAUGGGCAAGAGUAUUGGGCCCGCACAGAGCCUUGGACCCGUUUGGCUGUGAGUGGGAAACCACAAAAGAUUGGGAUCUUCCUGGACACCACAGCCAAGCAGCUGUGCUUUUAUAAUGUCAGCAAGAAGACAGCUGUGUACACUUUCAGCCUUGGUGGAGAAAGCAGCCAGGAAGGGAAGUUCUUUCCCUUCUUCUCAACAGGCUCCACUUCUGCAAAGCUCGACACAGAGCCACUGAAAAUAGUCCAGGGCUUUGAGGAGGAUCAUGAUGAUGAGUAAAUGGAUUACCAAUAUGGAGAUCCAGGAAGAGACUGCACUCCUAUCAGACAUCUAUCCCCAGCUUUGUGCCCUCCAAUCAAAGCGCUACAGCAAAUUCCUACCAGACACUCCCAUCACUGCUUGCUAGUCCUUCAAUGAGCCAGACAAGAAGAAGAAACCUUAGAGUUCAGCUGCUAGCCACUUAGUGCAGUUUACCUUCACUUUUUGUGAGCAGAACACUCUCAUGUGGCAAAGCCCACGCAACUUCUCCCUCGCACAGUUCUCCAAAUACUCUUUGGCAGAAUGAAAAUGUCUUUCCCUCCCUCUACAUUGCGGGUGACUGCUGUCAGAAUACCAGAACCCAAGGUAUUGGCAGUAGCACAAUCAACAGAGGAGGCACCGGACACACAAUCACAUGCCAGGAUGCUGGAGAAUCCUUUUUCUCACCCCUAAUUCCUGGCAGAAAAAGCUGGCAGAGUGAGAUCCAUUUCAUCAAUCUCUUAUUUUAGAGUGAAAGGCAGCUGCAGCCCAACAUGCUCUCCAGCAAGCUCUGGUUGGCAUGAUGCAGCAAGUGGCACAGACACAUCAGACCAGCUACGACUCUCUGCUCUUCUGCCUGAUUUUGCUAACGCUGAUUGUCAAAAAUCCAGCUGUAAUGCUUGUGCCAAGUGCAUUGCAUGUAACUGGGAUUAUAAACAGCAAUGGAUGUGGGAA